GCCAUGGCGACUGCAGAGCAGGGGUGGCCGGCAGGACAGGGGCAGCCAGGUGAAGGAUGGGGGCAGUUCACAGACACAGAGUAAUUGCAAAUCUCUUCCACUGACGUUAGUAUAAAUGCUCAAAGUGAAAAACCAUACUGAUUAUUUAGAAGAUAAAACCCGAAACAUUUCCGUUUCUCUAAGUGUAAAGUACAGAGGCUGAACUCACCGGUGUGGGGUUUUAUACGUCUUUAACAUAACACAUAUCACACAGAGGAAAAUGCAUUGACUGUGCACUGCUACGGGGUGAGGACCUUGCCUGUGACUUGGCCUUGCAACAUAAGCUAAGACACAGCGUUGGAUUAUGGAGGGGCACUUGACAUACCUGCUGGGCAGAAGCAGCUCCGAGGACGUGUCGGUGGGUUACAUGUCAUCAACAUCUAACUCCUCUGCAGCCUAUGAAUACGCCUUCUUCUACCCAGAACUGGACAUCAGCUGUGAUCUUGAAAAUAUUCCAGCAUUUGCAUCUACCUUUUUUCCAGUGCUGUACUCCUUACUGUUUGUGACCGGCCUCGUAGGAAAUGCUUUGGUCAUCUGGGUCCUAACAGUCUUCAAGAAAGUCAGGGCCAUGACUGACGUGUAUCUGCUGAACCUCGCCAUCUCUGACCUCCUCUUUGUUUUCUCCCUCCCCUUCUUGGUUCAGUACUCCAUCGUGAGCCAGUGGACUUUUGGAAAUACGAUGUGUAAAAUCAUCAGCUCAGCUUACUUCAUUGGUUUCUACAGCAGCGCCUUCUUCAUAACCAUCAUGAGCAUCGACAGGUACUUGGCCGUUGUCCAGUCCGUCUAUGCUCUACAGGUUCGGACAACUGCCCAUGGGAUUAUCACCAGCCUGGUCCUUUGGGCAGUCGCCAUUUUAGCAUCAGCACCAGACUUAAUUUUUUUCCAGGAAAUGAAUGACAAUAACCAGACUAAGUGCAUCCCUCACUAUCCUGACAGCAACAAUGGCUGGAAGACUUUCAGUAAUUUUGAAGUUAAUGUCCUGGGGUGGCUGAUCCCUGUUGUUGUCCUCAUUUUCUGCUACCACAGCAUCUUGAAAAACCUGCAGAAGUGCCAUACUCAGAACAAGUACAAAGCAAUGAAACUGGUUUUUAUUGUUGUCAUUGUGUUCUUCCUCUUCUGGACCCCCGUCAACAUUGUGCUUUUUCUGGACUCUCUGAGGAACAUGUACAUCAUCGACGACUGCCAGACAAGCCAAAGGCUAGACCUAGCCAUGGAGCUGGCUGAGGCGCUCUCCUUCGUCCACUGCUGUCUCAACCCAGUCAUCUAUGCCUUCGUGGGUGAGAAGUUCAAGAAGCAUCUCCACGAAGCUUUCAGAAAAUACACACGUUUUCUGUUGAUCUGCAAAGACUAUAGUGCUUUCGAUGGGCGCAGCCUGGACAAGCACUCCUCUCUGCGUGUGACGUCCUCACAGUCAUCUUUUGUUGGCACUGUCUUGUAGAGCUACAAGUCAAAAACUUUCAUCCCGAACAGGUGACGUGAAGUUGAGAAAUCCUCCCAGCAGGGCAUCCACAGGGAUGCACUGUUUGGGCAGCCUUUUAGGACAGGAAAAGUGGAAGCAGCUGCUUGAGCUUGCUUUUAUCAUGGUUGCCUUUGGGGGUCUUACUUUUUAAUGUCUUUUCUAGCAUCUUCCUCCCUUUCCCUUUGCACGUCCUGCCCUGCCUGCUUUGUGAAAGGGAGGCUGAAAUUACCAGCAGACUCCCGCACUGCUCGAGCAUCACGGAGAGGUGCCUUAGAAAUAUUUCUCCCACCUCAGAUUCAGUACUGAAAGGAACUGUUUAUGUUUCUGAACUCGGGACACUUGGCCUCUCCUUCCCUUGUCUCAGCAGAGCGUAUUGACUUUGUAGGCAGCGACAGGGCUCACAGCAGGAGUGGUAACCUGCUCUUUGGAGGGAAACAGUGCCCAAGUUUAAGGCAUCACACCAGGGCCUGGCUCCCAGUUGACAAAUCUGAACAAGGUUUCCAGCCCAGAAAGAGCUUAGUGAGUGAAUAAUUAGAUAAGCAACAAAGAAAUAAAUGUUAUGCAUGUGUUUUGUUGAAAUCAACAUGGAGGAAUAUCUAGGUAUGAUCCUGACUCCCCAUAUGCUACUAGGGUUUACAGCUCUGGGGCUGGAAGGGUUUGGAAGCUGUAGACUAGAAACGACACUGUGGGUGUCAAGAAAAAACCCUUAUGGGAAUGAACAAGUGCCCUAGGGAUGAGUGGAGAAAUAGUUACCAGAAAAAAAGGCUGAAGAGUGGAAAAAAUACCGAGUGUGAGCUGAGAGAGCAGUAAAAGUCAUACGUCAAAGCUUCCUGUGGACCCGCUGGCUGGUAAGCCAUGGGCCAGGGCAGUGGCUGCUCUCAGCAGAGCCCUGACCCGCUGGCCGAGGGGCUGGUUGUUCUGUGGGUGCCUGAAACAGGAUGGAGAGAGACACAAACAGAGGUAAUACACCAAGCAUCCUGGAACUCAGGUGGUAGCUAAAGUGGAUGGCACUGGCUGGUUUGAGUGGCCAGAGGCUCCAGAGAUGCCUAAAACCCAGAUGACGCUCACACUUCCCCAUGAGGGAACUUUCUGAACACUUCAAGCAACUGGUGUGCCAGUAUCGUUGCUGCUCGACUGGGGUUGACCUCCUAGUUACUGUUCCAACCUGGUAACUGUGAAUGACUGGUUUAUAUGUGAAUGGUUACCUAUGCAUAUACAUAUAGAUGUACAUUACAUACAUGCACAUCUGUGUAUAUAUACACAAAUAUAUACACAUACAUAUAUGUGCAUACACAUAUAUAUCUUUUUAUAUAUACAAAUACUGAUAGAUAAAUGCAAUGGUGUCCUGAAGCUUUUAGUCUUGAUCUAGUUCUCCCUACAAGAUAUGCUGAAGUUUUAUAAUAAAGAUACUGCAUGCAGUGUAAUUGCACA
Molecule: messenger RNA, 2929 nt
Organism: Harpia harpyja (harpy eagle)
Lineage: Eukaryota; Metazoa; Chordata; Aves; Accipitriformes; Accipitridae
Product: C-C chemokine receptor type 8-like
Exons: 3
Coding region: 344-1477 (377 amino acids)
Biological process (GO): G protein-coupled receptor signaling pathway; immune response; chemotaxis
Cellular component (GO): membrane
Molecular function (GO): chemokine receptor activity
Source: RefSeq, a predicted model, not a curated record